Molecule: messenger RNA, 2472 nt
Organism: Rhea pennata
Lineage: Eukaryota; Metazoa; Chordata; Aves; Rheiformes; Rheidae
Gene: PKP3
Product: plakophilin 3
Exons: 14
Coding region: 1-2472 (823 amino acids)
Biological process (GO): cell-cell junction assembly; cell-cell adhesion
Cellular component (GO): cytoplasm; plasma membrane; adherens junction
Molecular function (GO): cadherin binding
Source: RefSeq, a predicted model, not a curated record
AUGCUGCAGGGCGACGGCCCCUCGGGACCGCCGAGCAAGCCCGAGGCCGGCGUCUGCUCGCUGGCGCUGCCCUCGGACCGCCAGCUCGAGAGCCGGGGCCGCCAGGCGGCCGAGGCCCAGCGGCUGCGCAGCGCCCGCGUCCAGGAGCAGGUCCGGCUCCGCAUGAUGCUCAAGGGCCAGGCGGCCCCCCGGCCCCCGGGGCUCGGGCUCGACUUCGCCGAGGCCGCAGGCGGCCAGUCCAGCGCGACGCUGCGCCCGGCCUUCAGCUCCCGCUCCCAGGGCAACAGCUCAGACGCCCAAGGCACGCUCUACCAGCCGCCGGGCAGGACCGGCUACGGCACCCUCGCGGGCAGCGGCUGGUCGUCGCGGUCGGCGGUGGACCUGGCGCCUCGCAAGCAGCCGGCGGCCGUCAGCAACGGGGGCCUGGCCAGGGGCCGGGGCUAUGGCGCCGGCUUCGCGCUGGCGCAGGUGGCUGGCUCCUCCUCGCGGCCCAGCUCCUUCCACGAGCGCGCCUACGGGGCCCGGCAGAGCUUCGACACGCUCUCGCUGCGCUCCCUGCGGCUGGCCGAGGGGCCGAGCCGCCCCGGCGCCGGCGAUGACCGCUACAGCAUCAUCUCAGAGCAGCUGGACCCCGUCCGACCCCUCUACAAAAGCCACGGCAGUGGCGGCUUCACCCGCUCCUACACCUUCGAGAGGCAGCUGAGCACCGGUGGCAGCGCCAAGGGCCCCUCCGACUGGCUGGACGGCGGCGAGGUGACGCAGAGCCGCACCAUCCGGGCGCCCGCCAUGCGCACGCUGCAGCGCUUCCAGAGCAACAACCGCUCGCGCCUCAGCGCCGGCUCCUUCAGCAGCAUGUCGGCCGCCGCGCCGGCCGGCGGCGGGAGCGCCUACCUGGGCGCGGCGGAACACGGCUCCCGCGCCCCCUCCGUGCGCAGCUUGGCCGAGUCCGGCCACCACCUGCAGGACCAGCGCGCCGCCGACGUCUACAAUGGCCACAGCACCCUGCUCACCCAGCAGUCAGGAGGGUUUGAUGACAUCGACCUGCCCUCUGCAGUGAAAUACCUGAUAGCCAGUGACCCCAACCUGCAAGUCCUGGGGGCCGCCUACCUCCAGCACAAAUGCUACAGUGAUGGCAACGCCAAGAAGCAGGCUCGCAGCCUGCAGGCCAUGCCCAAGCUGGUGAAGCUGUUCAACAGCCCCAACCAGGAGGUACAGCGCCAUGCCACAGGCGCCAUGCGGAACCUCAUCUACGACAACGCAGAGAACAAGCUGGCUCUGGUAGAGGAAAACGGCAUCUAUGAGCUCAUGCGGACACUGCGGGAGCCAGAUGAUGAGCUCCGCAAGAAUGUCACAGGAAUCCUGUGGAACCUCUCCUCCAGUGACAACCUAAAGGAUCGCCUGGCCCGGGACACGCUGGAGCAGCUCACGGACCUGGUACUGGUCCCACUUUCUGGCCUGGGAGGCUCUGGUGUCAUUCAGCAGAACCCCUCCGAGGCAGAGAUCUUCUACAACUCCACGGGCUUCCUCAGAAAUCUCAGCUCUGCCAGCCAGCAGACCCGACAGAAGAUGCGUGAGUGCCAUGGGCUGGUGGACUCCAUGAUCCAUUACGUUAACAGCUCCCUGGAAGUAGGCAAGUCGGAGGACAAGAGUGUGGAGAAUGCUGUCUGUGUCCUACGAAACCUCUCCUACCGCCUAUAUGACGAAAUGCCCCCAUCCUUGCUCCAGCGCCUGGAGGGCCACAGGAGGAACAACAACAAUGCCAUGACGGAGGAGCUGGUGGGCUGUUUCAGCCCCCAGAGCAAGAAAGCACGAGAGCACUACUUGAAUGCAGAUAUCGUCACCUUCACCGAAGUCUCCAAGGACCCCAAAGGCAUGGAGUGGCUCUGGAAUCCACAGAUCGUCGGCAUCUACAACCGGCUGCUGCAGCGCUGCGAGCUCAACAAGCAUACGACAGAGGCUGCCUCCGGAGCCCUGCAGAACAUCACGGCAGGGGACCGCAGGUGGGCGGGCGUGCUGAGCAGGCUGGCCUUGGAGCAGGAGCGCAUCCUGAACCCUGUACUGGACCGUGUGCGGACCGCUGACCACCACCAGCUACGCUCACUGACAGGGCUCAUCCGCAACCUGUCCCGCCAUGCACGCAACAAGGAUGAGAUGUCAACUAAGGUGGUCAGCCACUUGAUAGAGAAGCUGCCAGGCAGCGUCGGAGACAAGUCACCGCCUGCUGAUGUCAUUGUUAACAUCAUCGCGGUGCUCAACAACCUGGUGGUGGAGAGCCCCAUGGCUGCUCGUGACAUCGUCUACUUUGAUGGCCUCAGGAAGCUCUUCUACAUCAAGAAGAGAAGGGACAGCUCGGACAAUGAGAAGUCCUCCAGAGCAGCGGCCAGCCUCCUGGGCAACAUGUGGCAAUACACCAAGCUCCACCGAGACUUCAAGAUGAAGGGGUACCGGAAGGAGGAUUUCCUCAGCCUGUAA